AUGGAGUCAAGUACUUUGGAUAUAACCACGUGAAGAUGGGAAGAGAGAUAUUUUUGAACAACUGAAAAGUUCUACGACCGACUACAUUUGCAUUUAUCUAAACGCGUUAUUAUUUUUAUAUAUACAUAUAUAUUAUAUUUUUUUACCCUGGAGCUGUUAAAUAGAAUGGCGUCAGGUGCCGGGGACUUCCCGGAAAAGGCAACACUGUACCGGGUUGACCAUCUACUUACUGCGGUGGAGAAUGAGCUACAGGCGGGCAGCGAGAAGGGCGAUCCUACGGAGAGAGAACUUAAAGUGGGGUUGGAUGAGAACGAACUGUGGAAGAAGUUCAAGGAACUCACGAAUGAAAUGAUAGUAACCAAAAAUGGCAGGCGCAUGUUCCCGGUGUUAAAACUGAAUGUAUCAGGGUUGGAUCCGAACGCCAUGUAUUCGUUCCUGUUGGACUUCGUGGCUGUGGACAACCACCGAUGGAAAUAUGUUAACGGAGAGUGGGUUCCCGGGGGCAAACCCGAGCCUCAAGCCCCGAGCUGUGUGUACAUCCACCCGGACUCGCCAAACUUCGGAGCUCACUGGAUGAAAGAUCCGGUGUCGUUCAAUAAAGUCAAGCUCACCAACAAACUCAACGGAGGGGGGCAGAUCAUGUUGAACUCGUUGCACAAAUACGAGCCACGUAUCCACAUCGUGCGCGUCGGAGGGCCGCAGAGAAUGAUCACAAGCCACUCAUUCACUGAGACGCAAUUCAUAGCAGUUACUGCCUAUCAGAAUGAAGAGAUAACGGCUUUGAAAAUUAAAUACAACCCGUUUGCCAAAGCCUUUCUGGAUGCUAAAGAAAGAACUGAUCACAAAGACGUCAUGGACGACAGUGAAAGCCAACAGUCAAGCUAUUCACCCUUGAGUGGCUGGUUCAUCCCGGGCCCACCUGCUAGCCCUCACAGCCAGUUUAGGAGUCCCCUGCCACAGCCCCACGGCUGUGACCGCUACUCCACCUGGAGGAACCAUCGCUCGGCACCCUACAGCAGUCCCUACACCCAUCGGACCAGCUCCCCUACUGGUUACUCAGACAACUCCCCUGGCAGUGUGUCUAUGCUGCCCUCCCAAGAUCACUGGUCCAGUCUGCAGGUGCCGUCCCCAUCCCCCAUGCUGCCCACGCACUGCAGCUCCACUGGGUCCAACUCCAGUCAGUACAGCCUGUGGCCGGUGAGUAACCCAUCCCUGACCCCAGUCUCCCAGUCAGGGUGUAUGUCCAACAGCCUAGGCUCCCAGUUCUUGCACGGUCCCAGUCACAGCCCCUAUCCUGGACUGUCCCAGUCCCUCACAGCGCUCCCUGGUGGAUCGCCUCUGUAUGGCGCCAGCACGGCCACAGAGGGGCAGGACGGUUCCACGCUGUUGCAGUAUGACGCUUCACCGCCCGGUCACACGCGGCUGGUAACAGCAUGGACUCCUGUUACACCUCCUGCCCUGUAGGGGGACACAGAGAGCCACGCAGACGCAUGGCCAGAUGGAAGGAAAGAAAGACAAGCAGACAGCAAAGUACAAUCAAUGUGAACACAACCUUAUUUGAUAGCAACAUGGAUUAUGAUCUGUAGGCGAACCAAAGUUUUAAGGAGUUUGCAUCUGCUCAUAGUUAAGUGUUUGUCUAUGUGAGGAAUGUCUUCAGCUUAUAAUGCAGACCAUGCUAAGUGUACAGAUAAUUACUUGUUCAUAGUGUAAAUAUUAACGAUUAUAUUAUCACCUCUUAGCAGAGGUUAACUGUGUAAAUACAUUAUCAUGUUCCUAAUUUUUCUAAUGAAUUUGUUGGAGACUUUGUGAAUGGCGUUGAACAGAUCAGUCGGGUCAUGGAACCAAUUAAAAGGUGUAUAUAUUCUGUGUUGUGCCAUAUUUUCUUAGAGGUUGGGGAGGUAAUUC
Molecule: messenger RNA, 1905 nt
Organism: Esox lucius (northern pike)
Lineage: Eukaryota; Metazoa; Chordata; Actinopteri; Esociformes; Esocidae
Gene: tbxtb
Product: T-box transcription factor Tb
Exons: 8
Coding region: 166-1464 (432 amino acids)
Biological process (GO): regulation of transcription by RNA polymerase II; positive regulation of DNA-templated transcription; mesoderm formation
Cellular component (GO): nucleus
Molecular function (GO): RNA polymerase II cis-regulatory region sequence-specific DNA binding; DNA-binding transcription factor activity, RNA polymerase II-specific
Source: RefSeq, a predicted model, not a curated record